AUGACGGCCAUACUCAAGCCCGGCAACACGGCCGUCAUCACGGGCGGGGCGUCGGGCAUCGGCCUGGAGCUGGCCCAGCGCUGCGCCGGGUCCGGCAUGAAGGUGCUGGUCGUGGACUGGGACUCGAAGCUUUUAGAGUCGGUGGGCUCUGUUGCCAACAACAUCUCGACCGUCAAGGCCGACGUCUCCAAGCCCGGGGACUGGGCCGCCGUCGCCGCGGCGGUCGAGUCGGAGCUCGGCGGCGCCGUCUCGCUCCUCGCCCUCAACGCCGGCAUCGGGCGCAGGUCGGGCUGGGACGACGCGGCGCCGUUUAGGGAGACGAUGGGCGUCAACUUCUUCGGCGUCGUCAACGGCGUCGCCGCCCUGCUGCCCAUGGUGAGGCGCGCGGCGGGGCCGGCGGCCGUUGUUAUCACGGGGUCCAAGCAGGGCAUUACGAACCCGCCCGGGAAUCCUGCCUACAACGCAAGCAAGGCUGCCGUCCGCAGCGUGGCCGAGCACCUCGCGUACGACCUGCGCGGCGACGCCGACCCGGCCGUGCACCUCCUGGUCCCCGGCUGGACCUUUACGGCGAUGACGGGCGCCGACGGCAGCCGGGAGAAGCCGGCGGGCGCGUGGCUGGCGAGCCAGGUGGUGGACCACCUGGUGGUCAAGAUGGACGAGGGCAAGUUUUAUGUCCUGUGCCCGGACAACGACGUGUCCGAGGACACGGACAUGCGGCGCGUGCUGUGGUCCGCCGGCGACCUGGCCGAGGGACGCCCGCCGCUGACGCGCUGGAGGGAGGAGUGGAAGGAGAGGGCGGCCGAGUUUAUCGAGCGAAAGGAUGCGUGA
This is a messenger RNA of Gaeumannomyces tritici R3-111a-1, 828 nucleotides long. RefSeq lists its product as hypothetical. The record is from RefSeq and is a predicted model, not a curated record. Gene Ontology annotation, cellular component: intracellular anatomical structure. Lineage: Eukaryota; Fungi; Ascomycota; Sordariomycetes; Magnaporthales; Magnaporthaceae. Bases 1 to 828 code for a protein of 275 amino acids. The transcript is spliced from 2 exons. Gene Ontology annotation, molecular function: oxidoreductase activity, acting on NAD(P)H, oxygen as acceptor.